Staurois parvus is the source of this 435-nucleotide messenger RNA. NCBI's taxonomy places the organism in Eukaryota, Metazoa, Chordata, Amphibia, Anura, Ranidae. The record is from the annotation of a GenBank genome assembly.
GUGUGCCCCCUACAUUAGGUGUCGCCAUCAGAGUGCAACUUUACAUCAUGUGUGCCCAUCAGAGUUCUCCUUUACAUCAGUUGUCCCCAUCAGAGCGCCCGUUUACAUCAGGUAUCCCCAUUACAGUGCCACCUUACAUCAGGUAUUCUCAUCAGAGUGCUCCCUUAACACUCAAAGUACCUCUUUCUAUCAUAUUUCCCCAUCAGAGUGCCCCUUUACAUCAUAUUCCCCAUCAGAGUGCCCCUUUACAUCAUGUGCCAAUCAGACAUCCCCCUUCCAUCACAUGUGCCCAUCAAAGUGUCCCUUUCCACAGUAUGUGCCCAUUUGUGCCACUUAACAUAAAAUGUACUCAUCAGAGUGCCCCGUAACAUAAAAUGUACUCGUCAGAGUACCCCGUAACAUAAUAUGUACCUGUCAGAGUGCCCCGUAACAUAA